Molecule: messenger RNA, 8207 nt
Organism: Hypanus sabinus (Atlantic stingray)
Lineage: Eukaryota; Metazoa; Chordata; Chondrichthyes; Myliobatiformes; Dasyatidae
Gene: cc2d2a
Product: coiled-coil and C2 domain containing 2A
Exons: 39
Biological process (GO): protein localization to ciliary transition zone; non-motile cilium assembly
Cellular component (GO): ciliary transition zone
Source: RefSeq, a predicted model, not a curated record
CGCUCUAUCGACAAGCAAAAUUCCAUUCCGGAGUAAAAUGCGGCAAUAAAAACCUCUAAGCAACACAGUGUUGAUUGAUUCACGAAUUCCUCUGUUCCUUUUUCCGCAUGGAUUUGUCAAACAGGGAUUUUUUUUUGGAAUUGCGAUGUUUUUCUCCUCCUCUCAGGCCACCGUAGUGAGGAGUGUGGGGUGAGGAUUAGCAAAUGAUUGAUGGGGGCAUUCUCCAACAGGCUCCCUCUCCCGCUUCCCUCGGCGCCCGCCCGACUUUGCUUGCAGGGCGGUUACUAGGCAAGCGGUUUCCUGGACACGGAGGCGUCUGUGCAAAAGCGGGGGUAUGGCUGUUCGGCAGAUAAACUGGCUGCAGAUUGCUAGAGGCUUCAUAAUGGAUUGAGCUACGUUCACCACAAAAUGCAAGUGGACCAUGAAUGAUGGCUUACAUUCAAAUUUAAUUUAUAUGACCUGUGAAAUUUGUGGGAAAAACAAAAGUUCUGAAUAAUUGGAUUACCCUAAGAAAAUGGCCUCCACAGAAAAUCUUCGUGAGAAGAUUAAAAAUAAGCGAAAGGCAUUGCAAGCAUCUCUAAGUGUAAGCAGAGAUGUCAGUGAUACUCAGGGAUUGGUUUCUGCAGAAGUGGAAAAUGGUACAAGAAAUGAAAAUGGUACAUUUGUGGAGGAUAUUCAGAAUGAGGAUGAACAGGUAGAAAACCUCAAGCAAACCAUGAAAGCCCACAGAAGACGAAGAAAAAAGCCUCUCAUGGAUGUUGGUGAUUUAGAUCCUGAAGAAUCUAAAAAGGACAUAAUCAAAAUCACUCGUCGUCAGAGAUCUCUUCCUGCUCCUGCUGUGUCCACCCCAAGUACUAGUUUUGCUGAAUACUCCAUGAGAGAGAAAAUGAGGGAAAAACUGAAAGCAGCCAGGUCUAAAGCUGAGAGUGUCAUCCAGCAAAAGGAAGAAGAUAGAUCUGGAUGUCUGACUGAUCACAGAGAUCAAGCAUUGGUCACUCAAUUUGACACUGAGCCAGACGAAGAGGAUGUGAAGACACCGAGGGGUGCUGAAUCAGCUAUUCCUCCACGGGUUAGGUUUCGUGAGGUAGCAAGUAGAUUGAAGGAGAAACCUAAGGAUGGGUUUCCAUCUGCCGAGGAGGCAUAUAACUUCUUCACCUUCAAUUUUGAUCCUGACCCUGAAGAGUUAGAGGAGGAGACAAAAGUGGAGAAUCAACCAGAAACACUACAUAAAAAAAACCAGGGUGAAGAGGAAGAGUUAGAAGAUGGUGGUGAAGAGUCUGCAGUCAGCAAAGGUGGAGAAAAGGAGGAAGAAGGAAAGGUAUGGCAGAAUUUCAAAGAAAAUACAAAUUAUCUUUUUUUCAUCUCUUAUACUCGAAGACGGUCGUGAUUUCUUGUAGUGAAAGCUCCUGAUUAUGAAGGCUACCACAAUCGACUGCAGAAAGACCGGAAAGUCCUUUUCACCCCCAGUAUUCUGGCAGUGUCUACGUCAGAGAAAGUUCCUGAAAACAUGCAACCAAGAUAUCCCGAAGAUGAAGGUAUAUAUGUUGGCGAAAAACCAAAAGUUUCCAAACCAAACCAGAAUAUUUUUGAGAAUCGGCUACUUAAAAAUGAGGAUGGGAAGAAAUGGUUUGGAAGUGACGGCAGAAUUAUAGCCUUACCUAACCCAAUCAAGCAGUCCAAAACCAGACCUCCUAUAUUCUCUCCCCACGAUGAAGUGGAUCCUACAUUAGAAACUUUAUAUAGAAAGGCUGAGAAGUCCAAGUACAAUAAUCAAUAUAUCACUGGAUCAGCAGAGCUACAAGGACAUUUUCAACUCGACAUUGAUGUUGCCGGUAUUGUAUUCACCCACCACCCUAUGUUCAGCCGUGAGCAUGUAUUGGCAACUAAGCUGAUUCAGCUGUAUGACCAGUAUCAACUUCGACAGCAGAAGAACCUUGCCACUCUUUACGCUGACAAGUUACGUGCUCUAAGGAAUGCAGUGAACAACAUUACCGAUGGCCAAAGUGUGCAGAAUUCACUGGCACAGCACAGACUUGUGGAAUAUAAAUCAGAGAUCCGAGCAACCCGAAGGAUGUGCCACAUGGAACAAGAAAAAGAUCAGACCCUGCUAAAGAAUAUUGUUAAAGUAUGGAAAGACAUAAAGUCACUUAGAGAGUUCCAGAAAUUUACCAACACACCAGUGAAGCUACAUCUUAGAAGACAAGAGGUUAACAGGAAAGCUGAUGAAGUAAGCUAUGAAUGUGAAAUCCAGGCUGAGAUUGCAGAGCUUCUAGAGGACUAUCAAGAAGUCUAUGAGAAUCAGAUGGAAGAAUAUAAAAUAAAGUAUGAGGAAUGGAAAACCUGGAGAAAAGCAAAAAAAGCAAAGAAAAGGAAGAAGAAGAAUGCAGAUGAGCAGCAGACUGAAACAGAGGAGAGUUCGAUGGUUGAAGAACUUUCAAAGCCUGAUCCUCCAGAGCCAGUUGAUCCUUCAGUCAUCGAGCAGCAAGUCCGAGAAAGAGCCACCAGAAUUUAUCGGAAACCAGGAGAACCUAUCCUAUCUCCUGAACUGAGCAUGGCAGCUACUGUAACACCCACCAGCCAGUGCCCAAGAGGAGAGCAACUGCGAAGACAGGAUGUGCAAAGAUGCACACUGUUUGCUAAAGUUCUCUUUAACAACAAAGAGGUAUCCAGGACAAGUAGCCGAGCAUUGGACGCUGAUUUUAGAAUUCAUUUUGGACAGAUCUUCAACAUGCAAAUAGUCAACUGGCCAGAAAGUAUAAAGAUUCAGAUAUUUGAAACUGUGGGAAUAAGUACCACAAAGGUAGAAAUCUUUGUUCCCAUCCCAGAAACCAGCAUCCUCACAGGGAGUGCCCCAGUUGAGGAAAUCGAAUUUAGCAGUGAUCAUCGUGUGAUGUUUGACCAUGAAGGCGUUGGCAGUGGUGUGCCAUUUUCCUUUGAAGCUGACGGAAGCAAUCAGUUGAUCCUGUUGACCUCUGGCAAACUGGCUUGUAGUGUGUCCUGGGCAGUGGGUGAAGAUGGUGUGCCAUUGGUGCCUCCAAUGCUUCAGCAAAAUUAUGGUAUUCUAAGUGCCUUAAAACACUUGGAUGCCAUUUCAUCUAUUGGAGCAACUGGGUUAACAGACACAAAGAAACUGGCUAAAUGGGCAGCAGAGUCGAGGCUUGAUCCCAAUGAUCCCAGCAAUGCAGCUCUGAUGCAACUAAUAAUGUCUGCAAGAAAUGGUGAGGAACAGGAUAAAGAUUACUUCAGACUUGAGCACCUGCAGGAAGAAUUUAACUUUGUUUCAGAAGAAGAUUUGAACAAAUCCAGGAGAUUUCGACUGCUGCAGCUUCGAAAUGAAGGGGUGACAGAAUUCCUUAAUUAUAAACAAAUUCCCAUUCAGGAUUCUCAGAUUUCUGAGAAGAUUUUCCAGGAAUACAAGAAGAAGCAAUGUGAAAGAGAGACAGUUGAUGUGACAAGCCACCUCGAUGUCCAUAGAGCAAAGGUAGCAGAAUACUUGCAAAAGGUGCGGAAUUCUGUAGCAAGUAGAUUUCUGCUGGCGAAGCAUCGUUAUACCUUGUCACAUAUGGUUAUUGAGGAAGCGGUUCCAAGCAUAAGUGUGUUAGGUGUCAGUCUGUUCAAACUGGCUGAACCAAGAAGGCCACUUAGACCACGAAGAAGAGAAAGAAAGAAGGUCACUGCACAGAACCUUUCUGACGGCGAUAUUAAGCUUCUGGUGAACAUUAUCAGAGCCUAUGACAUACCAUUACGUAAAUCCAUGGGAAGUAAACCAGCACUAACUUCCAGAUCGGCUAGAUCUAUUAAUGAAACAUUUUCAAGCUCUCAGCCACCCCAGACAUCCUCUCAAAGCCCUGAGUGGUUUACUGACCAGGUCACAGUGCAUCCUUUUGUGGAGGUUUCAUUCCAACGUACAGUUCGUCGAACUGCUACUCUAGAUGGUCCAAACCCUAACUGGAAUGAAGAACUGGAACUUCCAUUCAGAGCACCAAACGGGGAUUAUAGUACUCCCAGUCUGCAGUCUGAUACAGAUGAAGUUUUUAUCAAUGUUUUUGAUGAAGUUGUUUAUGAUGUACUAGAGGAUGAAAGAGAACGUGGAAGUGGAGUUCACACCCGUAUUGAGAGACACUGGUUGGGUACUGUCCAUAUUCCAUUUGCUACCAUCUACUCCCAGUCCCGGAUUGAUGGAACCUUCAGAAUUAAUACACCCCCGGUACUUCUAGGGUACAGCAAAGAGCGUAAUCUAGCCAGUGAAAGAGGAUGGGAGGCAGUUCGGAGUUUAAGUGAAGGGUCUUAUUUGUCACUCUUCAUUACCAUUGAGCCUCAUCUUGUACCUGGAGAAGCUGUAAUUGAAAAGUUUGAGACACAGGAGGAUGAGAAACUUCUGGAAAGGGCAGACAAGUUCCAGAAGGAAGUCACAAAGAAGUUCCCAAAUCGUCGAUGUAUUACAACUGUUACUGAUCUCACUGGCAAGAUGGUUUUUGUUACGAGGUUCAUUAAACCAUUAUUUCCACCCCAGGAGCUGCUGGAUGUGUUUCCUCAUAAUCCUGAGGCCACAAUAGAGCUGGUGGCUCGUUAUGUUUCUCUGGUCCCCUUCCUACCGGACAGUAUAUCCUUUGCUGGUGUCUGUGACCUCUGGUGCACUUCAGAUCAAUUCCUGAGCUUGCUUGCUGGUGAUGAGGAGGAACAUGCAGUUCUUCUCUGUAACUAUUUCCUUGCACUGGGAAAGAAAGCUUGGCUGUUGAUAGGGACAGCCAUUCCAGAGGGUCCAACGGCGUAUGUUCUGACCUUUGACCAGAACCAAUAUGUAAUCUGGAACUCUACUACUGGACAUUACUACGGACAAUUUGAUGCAUUCUGUCCUUUACAGAGUGUCACCUGCUUGAUUAGUGCCGACAAUAUCUGGUUCAAUAUGCAGAAAUAUGAAACGGUUACAAGAAUAAAUUUUGAUACUAGCAAGUCAAACAUGUGGAAGCCAUUUUUUUCGCGAAGCUUUCCCUUCCCAGGCUUAUCAAGUGUUCAGCCAGAAGAGUUGGUGUAUCACCAUACUGACAAGGUUGCUGCAGUAGAACUUCAGGACAAGAUUGAAAAGAUCCUGAAAGAGAAGAUCAUGGAGUGGAGACCAAGACAUCCAACACGCUGGAACAGAUACUGUACUUCUACUCUACGGCAUUUCCUGCCUAAACUUGAGCUUAGUCAAGGGGGAGAGGUUGGAGAUGACCAUUGUGCAGAACUGCAGAAUCUAUUGGGAGAUUACAGGAUUUCUGGGUUCCCUAUUAACAUGUCUUUCUCUGAACUGAAGCCGAUUAUUGAGGCAGUACACAGCACUGGCGUCCAUAAUACGGAGAUACCUCUCGCAGAGUUUGCUUUGGCUGUGUACAUUCACCCAUAUCCCAACAACGUUCUGUCGGUCUGGAUUUACGUGGCAUCCCUGGUCCGCAACAGAUGACGUACACAAUGAGUUGUAAUCUUUGUCAUCCUGACCUUCACGGGAAAGCAUACUGUUAUCAUUGUGCCUUCCCUCACUGAUUCCAACAGUAUUUCUUUAUUUGCUUUCAGUAUAAUGCAAAUCAGAUGUAAUACCAUAUGGAAAACAAUACUUGUGUUUUAUCAUAUUUAAUUUUUUAUCGACUCUAUCUUAAUACAUGCAUAUUUCUUGCACUUUCAUAAAAAAAUGUGGCUUUGCACAUGAAAACUGACAAGUCUUUCCACAUAAUGCAAACAACCCUGAUUCUUUCCCCUAUCUUGCUUUAUGGUGAACUUGUUACGUGAAACAGAUAUAAUUUUAGAUCUAAUUGAGAACAACAAUAUUGAUGUGGUUUACAUCAGAGUACAGGUACUUCUACUCGGAGAAAAAAAAACAGAGAAUCAUGGAAGUAAAUACAGUUAAUGUUUCAGGCCAAUGAAUUGUCAUCUGAAGUCAUUGAAGAUUAUAAUAUGCCCAGUCAGAAGGUGAGAUCCUAUUUCCACAGGCUUGCAUUAUGUUUCCUUUGUAAAUGUAAGAGGCCAGAUACAGAGUCGGAGUAUUAAGCUGUUUGUUGCUGCCCGCUACUUGCAUUGAACUAUGGUGUUGCAUUAAUCACAGUAUAUAUUUUGUAUGCAAGUCAGUUUAUUUUAUAAGGUAAUUUAUUUGUACAGUUGUAGUUGAAAUUGUAAUCUUAGUCAUCAAUUUGGAAUUUUUUACUUUCAUUAUAGUAUAUUGCACACGUUUAAAGCUUAAACUCAGUCUCAUUGCUUUCUGCUUUUGUAUUUCUCUUACCUUACGCUCACUGUGCAAUAUUUUAAAAUGAUUUUGAUUUUGAUUCCUAAAUGCAUCUGAGGACCACUGAUUUUAAAAAAACCUUAAAACAUAGUGAAUACUAGAAAGUAUUAGUAGUAUUAAAGUACUAUUUUUGCAUACUAGAAAGUCGAGGCAAGAGCAGAAAACGGAUGACCUGGCCUGAGUAUUACUAGGAACUGAUCUUUCUGAAAUAGAUGACAGAACUUAAAGUUUCAAUUACAUGCACAAUCGACAAUCUGUGUUUAAUGCUACACCUACUUUGGCAAAAUUGAGUUAACAUCCAAAUUUGCACUAAAUUUCAUGUACAUAAAUUCAACCACAAAAUUGGCAGUGAAUCAACAUACUUGGGCAGCAAGACCAGUUGCAAUCAGUCCCAGUCUGGAAUGGGACUUCUGUCAUUGGACUUUAAAAAAAAAUACAAAAAUUUCUUCCAGUAUUUACUGCAGCUGAAUAAAUAAGUUAAUCUGUAGUGACAGUUUACUACUUUCCAAGGACAAAUCUAUUAGCACAGUCUGAAGUCACUUUAACUGUGUUUAAAGUAUUACAGAGACUAAUAUGGGAAACAGAUCUAAUGUGGUUUCAGUGGACUAUUAGUUGAUGCAACUGCUAGCAAUUAUGAAUUCAUGUAACUGCAGGAUAAUCUUAGCAACUCCCAAAAUGGGUGCAGUGAUGAGAACCUUCAGGCGUGCAAAUAUGAUCGUGGACAGAAAUUGUCUUGGCCAAUAUAAAAUUAAGUGGAAAUCAAUUUAGGGUUAAAAUUGCCAAUAUUUAAAAGUGGUUUAGUGUAAUGAUAUCCAGAUUCUGUUGUUAUUAUUUGUACAGAUACCUUGUGGAAAAUCUGGGCCACUAUAUUACGUCUUGUUGUUUGUAUCGGUUAAUAGUGGUUACUUUAACACACAGGCUGUGACUUAGUUUGUAGGAUUUGAUAACUUAAAUUAUUUUGUUUAUAUAUUGUAAAUAUUACAGAACUGAUACCUUGCAUUCAGAUAAUAUUUUAUAAAGAUGAACAAUUAACAGUUCAAUAUUUAAGUGAUAAUAAGAAUGAUGGUGUUGAUGGGGAUUCAUUCUCAGGUCAGAUCUUUCUACUAGAAGAAACAAAUCUAACGAUACAUACACAUAUUGUAGAUGAACUUUACUUUAAGUUCUGCAGUAAAACACAAGAUGCAAAUGAAGAUAAAAACUGCAACUCAAAAAAAAAGGCAUUUACACCAAAUGGAUCAUGUUUGAUAUUUAUCUUCAGCUUGAGCAUAGGCUGUAAUCCCAUGUUUAAUUUUUUCCACAUUCCUUUUAUCCUCCUUUUAACCGAAUAACUAUAGGUUCCCAUAUAUUAACAUGGCUUCCUCUUGAGUUAUGGCACUGAUAGCAUAGCCACAGCCUCAGCCUCGGGGGGUGGGGGGGGGGUGGGCUGAAGCAUGGGAAAUGUCUCUUGUUUUCCAACUUAAUUCUCUUGUGAAAUUUUAUAUCAGCCUACUCUACACUCUACUAUUGGAAUUCCUCUAUCCACUCUUGCCAUCCACCUCCAAACUUUAAACAUCUCGAUGAAACAUGUUGAUCUAAUGAAAACAACCUCAGCUAAUAUUUCUGUAUGUCAGGCUAUCUGUGAUUUAUGUUGUUCUUCAAUAUCAUUCCUAACAUGUGGUGAACAGGUACUCCCAGCAGCAGAAUAAUGAAGAUUUUACAUGAAGUCACAGAUUUUAUAUUCAAUACAUUCACCUUGUUACAUUUCCAUUGUCUAUUUCAGAUACUAAAAUUUAUGAUUUUUUGUAUAAUGACUUUAUAGUUGUAUAUGAUUUUAUCCACUUUUGUACUUUUCUACAAAAAAAAACUCAUACGGCUCUUGUAAAGGAAACUAUUUAUCACUUUUUAUAUUAUCUAUUGCCAAAUUUGUUUGCAAAUAUAUAUUGCUUGAAUUAUUUUUGAGUGUGCAUCCAUU